AACCCUAGCUCUUCCCCCUUUCUUCCCUAAACCCCAGUCUUCAGUUGCAGAGGUCUCAACAAUGGCGGCAUUUGACUACGCUCAGAAUCUAUACGACGUCGCUCUAAAACCUAGACUUCUCCGUUCACUCAUCAACGAGCACAUCCCGGAAGAUAAACAACCGUUGGGGGAUUCAUUACGGCUUCUACACGUUGCCUCUGCAAUCAGAACUCAUGAAUUGUUGUCUGAACGCGUUGUUCACUCUGCCGAUAACAAAAAGUUGAUUGAAAAGUGGAAGUCAGCUGUUGAUUUAUGGGUUGAUCGUGUGCUCAUGCUAGUGUCUAGCAAAAUGCCAGAUAAAGCUUGGGCUGGAAUAUCUUUGUUAGGGGUGACUUUUGAAGUAUGCAGUUCCGAGCGAUUUCUUGCAUCUUACUCUGUUUGGUUUCAGGAGUUGCUUAAACAUCUUCAGGCUUCUGCAGGGUCUAACUUUGUGAAACUUGCAUGUUGUGCCUCUAUUUCAGAUUUUCUUACAAGGUUGAGUGGGUUUCCGAAUAUAAAGAGAGAUGGAUCGUCACAUGCUGCAAAACUUCUUCAACCAGUUUUAAAGCUGUUACAUGAGGAUAGCUCAGAAGCUGAAGGAGCUGUUACUUUGUUAUGCACAAUUUUGACUUUAUUUCCAUCAUCACUUCAGAAGAACUACGAUUCUGCUGAAGCUGCUAUCGUUACAAAGCUUAUGUCUGGAAAAUGCAAUACCGAUACGGUGAAGAAACUUGCCCUUUGCUUAUCUUUACUUCCGAAAUCAAGAGGCGAUGCAGACAGCUGGUAUUUGAUGAUUCAGAAGAUCUUAAUAGCUAUUAACGUUCUUUUGAAUGAUUCAUUCCAAGGUUUAGAAGAAGAAACUAAAACCAUGCGUGCACUAGUUCCUUCAGGAAAAGACCCGCCUACCCCUCUUGGAGGCCUAAUGAUAUUUGACCUUUCUAAUAAGUCAACAAAGCCAGAACGGGUCUCUAUGGGUUGUAUAUCUUCUCUGAUGCUUUGCUGUUCUACAAUGCUUACAUCAUCUUAUCCUGCUCAGGCUAAAGUUCCUGUUCAGUUAUUAUUAAUGCUUGUUGAAAGAGUGCUUAUGGUGGACGGUUCCUUGACACAAACCUUGUACCCAACUAUAACCGCAAUGCAACAGGAAUACGUUUGUUUAGAACUCCCCGUUCAUCAUGCUCAUUGUUUGGAUAUCCUAUGUGGCAUUGUCAAGGAAGCACACAGUCAACUGUUACCACAUGCUGCACGUAUAAUCCGAAUUGUAACAGAGUAUCUUAGGAAAUGUGAAUUAUCCGAACUUAGGGUAAAAGUCUACGCUCUCUUAAAGCUGAUGCUGCUGUCCAUGGGUGUUGGGCUGUCACUAUACCUAGCUGAAGAUAUUGUACACAAUGCUUCAACUGAUCUGGAUUCAAUUGGUGAUCGUGGUGAUGAAGCACGUUCUAAUUCAGAAUCUACGCAAAAGAAAAGAAAACGUGAAAUGACAGUUAUGCCCUUUGGGGAUCAGGCUCAAACAGUUUAUUUGCCCAAAAACCCUAUUCCAAUUGCUCUCAAGAUUGCUGCACUUGAAGUACUCGAAACACUUCUAACCAUGGGUGGUGCAUCGGGAUCUGACAGCUGGCGAUCAAGUGUAGACUCACUUGUUAUAAAUGUAGCUACAGAUGCUUGUAAAGGUGGAUGGAUAAAACCAGCAAACGACUUCCAUAAUUCACACAAUAGUAGCUCUAAUUGGGCCGAUUUUCAGCUCGCUUCUUUACGUGCUCUUUUGGCAUCCCUUCUUUCCCCUGGACGUAUUCGCCCUCCCUAUCUGGCCCAUGGUCUUGAACUGUACCGUAAAGGUAAGCAAGAAACAGGAACAAAAAUUGCAGAAUUUUGUGCGCAUGCAUUAAUGGCAUUGGAACUUUUAAUACAUCCUAGAGCGAUUCCACUUAUAGAUUUUGGAUCAUCGAUCGAGUACCCUGUUAAUGGAGUAAAAAGUAGGUUUACGGAGAACUACACAUACUCCGGUGCUCAAAACCACAAUGUAUUUUCAGUUGGCGCAUCUAGAAACGAGCCUGAAAACCCUGAGUCAGAAGAUGACCUGUAUGACAAAUGGGUAAAGGAUAAUGAUGGAAACCAACCACCGGUAAUUGAGCAAGAAAUUAAUGAAACAACACCACAAUUAGCCGAAAAGGUUGUUUCCGUUGAAGUGUCGUCUGGUGCAGAAGUAGUUCCCGAAGAUAAAGGGAAGGGGAUAUUGGUAGAAACACCGUCAGUCGAAGAAGUUAAAAAGCAGACUGAAGUUCAAAGUCAAACAGUUGACUUUAAGUUGGUGGAUAACAUGGUAACGGGUGAUCCGGAGCCAACAGAUAAAACACCUGUAUCAGGUCCUGUUGGAGGUAUGGAGUCAAAGUUCGAUUUAGGUGAUAAUGAUGAUCCGAUGGACGAGAUUCCUGAUAUUGUUGAUGUGGAACCAGAUUCUUCUGAUGAGGAAUAGUACUAGGGUGUGGAAAUUUUGAUAGGAUUCCAUGGUGGUAACAUGUUAAUUAAAUUAAGUUUUGUAUUUUCUUGCAAAUGCAAAAAUUUUGAAAUAUGCAAUUACACUUUAGUGACAAAUUUUAGAUUAUCUGAAUGAAGCAAUAUAGAGAGUUUGGAAUAUGGUUUA
This is a messenger RNA of Helianthus annuus (common sunflower), 2656 nucleotides long. RefSeq names its product proline-, glutamic acid- and leucine-rich protein 1. The transcript has 13 exons. The record is from RefSeq and is a predicted model, not a curated record. Gene Ontology annotation, biological process: rRNA processing. The coding region runs from base 62 to 2488 and encodes 808 amino acids. NCBI's taxonomy places the organism in Eukaryota, Viridiplantae, Streptophyta, Magnoliopsida, Asterales, Asteraceae. Gene Ontology annotation, cellular component: nucleus.